Osmerus eperlanus (European smelt) is the source of this 2619-nucleotide messenger RNA. It is a transcript of the gene slc13a3, whose product is annotated as solute carrier family 13 member 3. The record is from RefSeq and is a predicted model, not a curated record. Gene Ontology annotation, biological process: citrate transport; transmembrane transport. Bases 45 to 1841 code for a protein of 598 amino acids. NCBI's taxonomy places the organism in Eukaryota, Metazoa, Chordata, Actinopteri, Osmeriformes, Osmeridae. Gene Ontology annotation, cellular component: membrane. The transcript is spliced from 13 exons. Gene Ontology annotation, molecular function: citrate transmembrane transporter activity; succinate transmembrane transporter activity; sodium:dicarboxylate symporter activity.
AACGGGUAUCAAGUAUUGAAUUAACAGCAUCAGUCUUCUUUGAGAUGGAAAUGUCAGUGAUCGCUAAGAAACUAUGGUGCGUCCGGAAACAACUUAUUCUUUUUCUGACUCCACUAAUUCUUCUCCCGUUGAUUUUUGGUCUCCCGGAAAAAGAGGGAAAAUGUCUUUAUGUUGUCCUGUUGAUGGCUGUGUUCUGGUGCACAGAGGCACUUCCCCUGGCAGUCACUGCAAUGCUGCCUGUUUGCCUAUUUCCAACUAUGGGGAUUCUUCCCUCCAAGCUGGUCUGUCCCCAAUACUUCCUUGAAACCAACUUUCUUUUUCUAAGUGGUCUGGUGAUGGCAUCAGCUAUUGAACAUUGGGGUCUGCAUCGGAGGAUAGCGCUGAAAGUCCUGAAGAUUGUUGGUGUAAAACCAGCCUGGCUAAUUUUAGGAAUGAUGAUCACAUCAGCCUUCCUAUCAAUGUGGCUCAGCAACACUGCCACCACUGCCAUGAUGCUACCUAUCGCCAAUGCCAUUCUGGAGAGCUUGUUUGGGGACCUGGAAACACUCAAGAGGAACUGCAAGGACAUCGAUGAGCCUGAGAGUCAGUCCCAAGUAAAAUUGCAUGCACUGCCAUCAGAAAAGCAAAAGUUGUCAAUGGACAGAGUGGAUGGGAUGGAGCAGGUUGAUGUGAGGACUCCUGAAGAGAUCAGAUCAGAAUCACAAUAUCAGAUGAAGGUUUGGAAAGGAUUCCUCAUCUGUAUCCCAUAUGCUGCCAGCAUCGGAGGGACUGCCACCUUGACGGGCACAGCACCAAACCUAAUCCUGAUUGGACAACUGAAAAGCUACUUUCCAGAUUGUGACAUUAUCAAUUUUGGAUCUUGGUUUGCUUUUGCCUUCCCCCUGAUGGUGAUACUCCUGUUUCUGAGUUGGAUAUGGAUAGCUUUUCUCUUUGGGGGGUUGAACACACGGCUGUGUGUGAAGAAAUUUGACCAAAGAGCACAGGCAGAAGCCAAAGCACAAACAGUUAUUGAUGAAGACUACCAAAAACUUGGACCCUUAAAUUUUGCAGAGGGAUCAAUCUUGUUCUUUUUUAUUUUGUUUGGCGUUCUCCUGUUCACAAGAGAUCCCAAGUUUGUCACUGGCUGGUCUGUGUUUUUCACCAAAGGGUAUGUGUCAGAUGCAGUUACUGGAAUGAUCAUUGUCACGGCGCUGUUCUUCUUUCCUUCCCAGAAGCCAUCUCUCAGGUGGUGGGGAGAUUCUCAAGCAUCAAAUGUUCCAUAUGUUCCUCUCCUGUCCUGGAAGAAAGCCCAGGAGUGUGUUCCAUGGAACAUCAUUCUGCUGCUGGGAGGAGGUUUUGCUAUGGCUAAGGGCUGUGAGGAGUCAGGACUGGCUGCUUGGAUAGGAAGAUAUCUUCAGCCUCUGGCCCAGGUCCCCCCUGCGGUGGCUGUCAUGUUGAUCACUGGCUUCCUGGCCACGUUCACAGAGUUUGCCAGCAACACUGCCACCAUUAUUAUAUUUCUGCCUGUAAUAGCUGAACUGGCCAAGUUUGUCAAAGUGAACCCCCUUUAUUUCAUGAUACCUGCAACAACUGGAUGUUCAUUUGCUUUCAUGCUGCCAGUGUCCACGCCUCCUAACUCCAUUGCCUUCGCUUCAGGACAUCUUGAGGUUAAAGAUAUGGUGAAAACUGGCUUUGUAAUGAACAUUUUGGGCAUUUUGACAGUGUCUUUGGCCAUGAACACUUGGGGUCUUGCCAUGUUUAGUUUGGACAGUUAUCCUGACUGGGCUCGCCCUGCCAACAUGUCCAGUGCUGUCAUAGAUAUACAUAUAUUGUCAGUACCAACCUUCAAUGCUACUCUGUGACAUCUUCCAUCAUGGAUCUUAAGAGGCCAAAAAAGCACAACAUUGAACUGUAUAUCAAAAUGUUACCUAUUCAUUCAAAAUGAGCAAAAAUCAGUCACCUGAAGGCUUCUCAUACUUGCAAAAAGUUGUCAGGCUUCAGUCCACCAUUUUUGCGAUGUCGGGAAACUGCACAAGCCCUGUCCCUUUACCAUACCAUAAUUUUUCUGCCAUGGCCUUCAGGGUGCUACACCACGGUCUUUGUGACUCAGCUAAGCAGGGAAGUUAAGGAAGUCCACAUUUGAAGACUUUAUCAAGAGUCAGACGAGAACUGCUAGUGGUGUAGCAGCUCUCAUCACAGUGAAUUGUUGCCUCAUCUUGAACUGUGAAGUGUAGUUAGGCUGUGAGUGUCAAACCUAGCACCCUGCUGGUAAAAACCACCUCAUCACCACAAUGUGCAAUCUGUUGUUAAGCACUAUGUGAAUUUAACAACGGAAACAACACUAUCAUAGCUAAUAGAGUAAGGGAGUCCAGAUAUUCUAACUGUGAUCUAAAAGGGGCAGCUGGAAAGAGGAUUAAAGUUGCCCAACUUUUUGUACAUUACAAUUACAAUUUUAAUCAUUGUAUUGAUAUAUUUAUCAGUUCAAAUGGAACUGUUUGGAACAUAAUUGUCCUUUUGGUUCUUGUUUCUUCUUUCAAUUUGAUUUAUAUUUUCACACUGAGCGAAGUGGAAGUGACCAAGGUGCGACAUCAAACGGAUGCCAACAUUUGUAUUGAUAAGAGUAGUCUCACAACUCUUUGU